CUAUACUAAUUUUCAUUUUAUAAACGCGCAUUUUAUUCCAUUUUCAUUCAAAAUAAUUUUCUUCAUUGAUUAUUCAAAGCAAAGCAAUAUAAAAGUAGCUUUAUUAAUUAAGCCCAACGGCGGCAACAAAUCAAGAAAAAUAUCAUUGAUCUGAAAUUGUUAGUUAAUACUGGAGAAUAAACGUAUAACAAUCUUUUCUUAAACAAAGUUACCGAUUCAAACUGUGAUAAUAUUAAAAAGCUUUUAAAUGCUGUUGUUAUCAUUGUACGAUAGAAAUAUAUAAUUAUUAUUGGAAGCUUUUUGAAUUAUCUUGAAUGUUUCCGCCGAUUCACCUUAGUACGCGUAAUCACAUAGCUACAUAAAAAACAUAAAAAAAAAAAAAAACAGAAAACUAUUAAAACAAAUUAAUUAAAAGUUUAUAAAUCAAUUUAGUUUUGAAAAAGUUUUUCACCAUGGCACAAUCAUGGUGCGGAAAACAUGAUAAAAAGAGAACAUUUACAUCUCAUAAACCUGUUAUCUGUUAUGAUAAACCGGCAGCAGCUUUAGUAUCUCGAACUGAAUAUGAUCAAAAACGAUAUGAUGCUGUAAUGGGAACAGCUAUCGACACAUUUAUAGUUCCAAAAAAAACUGCAAGAACAUGGACAAUGCAAAAGGAUGACUUAUGUAGAAUAACAUUAGUUGAAGGAUCACAAGUUGGUGAUAUUAAUAUGUGGAACUUAGAAAAUCCAAAAGAAAGAUUUUAUUCAGGAAAAACUAGACAAUUACAUAGUACACAUUUAAAAGUAUAUGAUAGAUUAUGGAGUUGUUUACCAUAUUUAAGACCAAUGGCAACAUUUGUCUUUGACACACUAUGUGAAUAUGGAAUCGAUGAAGAUGGUGGAUCUCUUCAUGAUGUUAUAGGUACAAGAUGUGAUGAUUAUACAUAUAAUUUAAUAACGGGUAAAGAAAGAUUUGGUAGUUGUCAUAGUUAUCUAACAGAAGCAGUUAAAGAAAGAGGUCUGUCAGAGGAAGAUGUACAUGAUGUUUGGAAUAUUUUUAUGUGUACCGGUUUUACUAAAGAUACUCACCAAUAUUUUUGUAAACCAAGUCCAGCAAGAAAAGGUGAUUUUAUUGAAUUUGUUGCCGAUAUGAAUCUUCUUGUAGGAUUAAGUACAUGUCCUCAAGGUGAUGUAUCAAUUCCAGUAGGUUUGUCUGUUCCAGAUGAAAUGUGCCAUCCACUAAAAGUAGAAAUAUUUAGAAAAGACGAUUGUUAAUAGCAAAUUAAACUGAAACAAAAUUGAAUUCGAACAUAAGAAAUUGAUUUCAAUUUUUUGUUUUAAAUGCAUUUUUUCUUUGAGCAUUGGACACCCCAAGAUAACUUAAAGUAUAAUUAUGUGCUAUGACGGAUUUUAAAUAGAACAACAAAUUUUAAAGCAUUUAAUUUGAGUUUAAUUUUGUAUGAUAAUAAAAAAUACUUUUAAUUAUUAUUAAUAUGGAAUGCUUCUGAAUUUGAAUAUACUCAGUGUUGUAUAUGCAGAAUGAGUUAUAUAAGCUUGCAUAAUAUACGAAUGUAAUUGUUAAUUAUAUAGUAUAAAAUUUAUCUUAAAUAUUUUCAAUUCAAAAAUAAAGUGCUCUUAAUGAAUUUAUAAA
Molecule: messenger RNA, 1629 nt
Organism: Condylostylus longicornis
Lineage: Eukaryota; Metazoa; Arthropoda; Insecta; Diptera; Dolichopodidae
Exons: 3
Coding region: 453-1253 (266 amino acids)
Source: RefSeq, a predicted model, not a curated record